AGGGCCUGGAGAGUCGUAUAUUGGGUAGAUAUAAAGCUCCCCGCGUGGGCUUCUUCAGAGAGGGUCUCCUGGAGAUAGGCAGAUUCUGACUCCGUCCGCAAUAGACAGCCAUGAAGGCAGCUGGCCUCUUCCUGCUCCUCGGCCUGGGGCUUUACUGCUGCUCAGGCAAUGCCGAACCGGGUGGUGCUUCUGACGAAGGGAAAGAGCCAGAUUGUGGCAGCUAUAUACAUCCGGGCUGCCCCAAAAUCUUCGACCCUGUAUGUGGCACCGACAAUGUGGCAUACCCCAAUGAGUGUGAGUUGUGUGCUGAGAACCUGAAAAGGCAAACUAAUAUUCGCAUAAAGAAGAGAGGAAUGUGCUGAGUGCCUCAUGCACUGUCCGCUCUGCUCAAAUGCCGGCAGAGAAGAGCAGAAGUGGGCGUGUGACAAUUCCUCAUGAAGACACACACAGCUGCCACUGCACCGUCCUGCUGCACCACUCAUAGAUAUUCACCAUUCAAUAAACCUGACCGCAUCGCA
Messenger RNA from Dermochelys coriacea (leatherback sea turtle), 518 nucleotides. RefSeq names its product pancreatic secretory trypsin inhibitor-like. The transcript has 4 exons. The coding region runs from base 111 to 362 and encodes 83 amino acids. Lineage: Eukaryota; Metazoa; Chordata; Testudines; Dermochelyidae. The record is from RefSeq and is a predicted model, not a curated record. Gene Ontology annotation, molecular function: protein binding.